AUGUCGUCUUCAUCAUCCAACGUCGUCGGCGUGCAUUACCGCGUCGGCAAGAAGAUUGGCGAGGGUUCUUUCGGUGUCAUCUUCGAGGGCACCAACCUGUUGAACAACACCCAGGUCGCCAUUAAAUUCGAACCGCGUAAGAGCGACGCUCCUCAGCUCCGUGACGAGUACCGCACCUACAAGAUCCUCGUAGGAUGCCGUGAGUCCCAGUCCCACUACCGUCCACUCUUUAUCAAUCCUAACAACGCAUGCNNAGCCGGCAUUCCCAAUGUCUACUACUUUGGCCAAGAAGGUCUGCACAACAUUCUCGUUAUCGAUCUGCUAGGACCCUCACUCGAAGACCUGUUCGACCACUGCAACCGUCGCUUCUCUACCAAGACUGUCGUCAUGGUCGCCAAGCAGAUGCUGUCGCGCGUACAAACUAUCCACGAGAAGAACCUGAUUUACCGUGACAUCAAGCCUGACAACUUCCUCAUCGGCCGUCCUGGAACCAAGGCCGCCAACGUUAUUCACGUCGUCGACUUCGGCAUGGCCAAGCAAUACCGUGACCCAAAGACGAAGCAACACAUCCCCUACCGUGAGCGCAAGUCUCUCAGCGGAACGGCUCGUUACAUGUCCAUCAACACCCAUCUGGGUCGCGAACAGAGUCGUCGAGAUGACCUCGAGGCAUUGGGCCACGUCUUUAUGUACUUCCUGCGAGGUGGUCUGCCUUGGCAGGGUCUGAAAGCUGCUACGAACAAGCAAAAGUACGAGAAGAUUGGUGAGAAGAAGCAGACAACCGCCAUCAAGGAUCUCUGUGAGGGCUUCCCUGAGGAGUUCAACAAGUACCUGUCAUACGUCCGCAACCUUGGUUUUGAGGACACACCCGACUACGACUACUUGCGCGAUCUCUUCACCCAGGCAUUGAAGAAUAGUGGCGAGGUGGAAGAUGGAGAGUACGACUGGAUGAAGCUGAACAACGGCAAGGGCUGGGAGGCCAUGAAGCAACACCCCAGCCAGGCCCACCUGCAUGCCCACCACAACAACGUUGCCAACACUUCGGCUCGCGAUGUCCACGCCAACCGUGCCAGCAAAACACCCAUUCCCCCAGGUCGUCUCGAGCAGGAGCUGCCCAAGCCUGGUGCCGUCAGAUCCCCUGCCCAAGCACAGCGCCAGUCGGGCACCAACCGUCACUAUAGCCAAGACUACGCCCAAAAGAGAACUAGCCAAGGUGGUGACCUCGCUCCGCCAGAGGGAUCUACCGCUGCGCAAUUCGCUAACAGCUCUGGUAACCUCCCCGGGCGUCUGCAAAACACUCAACCCAGCAGGCAAAGUACCACUCAGCCUUCAGCUCAGGCACAGCGUGUCCAGCAGCAACAACAGCAGCCUGAGCAGAAGCCUUCGGGAAUGUCAAAGUUCUUCAAGGCGCUGUGCUGUGGCUAG
This is a messenger RNA of Aureobasidium musti, 1422 nucleotides long. NCBI's taxonomy places the organism in Eukaryota, Fungi, Ascomycota, Dothideomycetes, Dothideales, Saccotheciaceae. The record is from the annotation of a GenBank genome assembly.